CCAAGUGAAAGACCAAGCGACAUGCACUCAUCGAAGACAUUGGCGGUACUCCUCAUCGUCGGAGCCACGAUUCUCACGAGCCAUUCCCUGCCGUACCGCGAGGAGCUCAGCGACGAGGACGACGACCGUCUCAACGAAGUCAGCGGCGAGUGGGGCAGCCGAAGGCUGGUCUUCCCGCGACUCGACCGCCUCUUCGGCAGCGCCGAAAUGCCGUCGGGAAAACCGAAGAGGAGCAAGGCCUCCUCCUCCCCCAGGGUCAAGGUCAAAAGAAACAACGACCGAGGGGGCUCCGGGGCCCCUGGCGACACCACGGAGAGCUCCAAGCACGCCCACUCGAUGAUCACAUCGAUGCUGACAUUCGUAAGCAGCGUCAUGAACUUUGGCAGGUCCUUCGUCAAGGACCAGUAGUCCCAAGGACCCCACAUACAUAUCUCGUGAAUCGUGCCAGAAAUGACAAAAUCUUAGAUAUAUCUUCUGUAUAAACGUAUAAAUAAAAAUAAUCUUCGUCUAGGUA
Messenger RNA from Drosophila persimilis, 514 nucleotides. RefSeq lists its product as uncharacterized. NCBI's taxonomy places the organism in Eukaryota, Metazoa, Arthropoda, Insecta, Diptera, Drosophilidae. The transcript has 2 exons. The record is from RefSeq and is a predicted model, not a curated record. Bases 22 to 408 code for a protein of 128 amino acids.